Messenger RNA from Cantharellus anzutake, 3657 nucleotides. RefSeq lists its product as uncharacterized. The record is from RefSeq and is a predicted model, not a curated record. NCBI's taxonomy places the organism in Eukaryota, Fungi, Basidiomycota, Agaricomycetes, Cantharellales, Hydnaceae. Gene Ontology annotation, molecular function: protein binding. The coding region runs from base 1 to 3657 and encodes 1218 amino acids. The transcript is spliced from 10 exons.
AUGUCGGUGCAGCAAAAGGCUGGAGCUCUCAGGCAAAAGAUCGAUGAUCUCCUCGUGGAGGGAGUUAACAUCGCCGUCCCAAUUCUCAAGGUCGUCAAUGCUACGGCUGAUUGGUGUCCCCCUCUAAAGAUGGCGACUGGCGCUGCACUCUCCAUCCUUGACGAGGUUAAGAAGUUCAAGGACAACAAGCAGGAAUGGUCUGGUUUUGGGAAAUACGUGGUCGACACUGUGGCCGAGGUGGUUUCAGCUAUAAAAUCCUAUGAUGCGUCGGCGGAAGAGGCAAAGCCGUGGGUGGAGAGUGUCACAAAGCUCGACGGGCACGCGCUACAGAAAAUUAAGUCCGAAAUCGAACGAAGACUGAAAAAAGUAGAGAAGCGACCGGCUGUCCUAAAUGUUGUGUCCUACUUGAGAGACCCAGGAAGAAUUGAUGGCCUCAAGAAAGACUUUGACAAAGCAUUGGUGUCGUUUCAGCUUAGGACGAAUCUAAUCGGUGGUGCCAAAUUAGCGGCCAUAGAACGUCGUCUACAGGACGACAAGAUCCUCGAUAGUCUCCAAUACCCUCAUAUCGCCCAUGACGAUUUCACUCAUGCGUGCCUGGAAGGGACUAGGAUUGAUCUCACGGAGCUAGCAGGACGAUGUGCGAGUGAAGGGGACGUUACGCUCUUACUGCACUUCUUCUUCAAAGCGGGAGAGCGGUCGCGGCCCGAUUUUCUAUUCAGUGGUAUAGCUCGAACUCUAGCAGACCACGACCCGGUUUACCGUACUUUCAUCAUCUCUGCACUUCGAAAAGACCCUUCACUCUCAACGGCCCUACUCGCAACACAAUUUGAGAAUUUGGUGGCUUUGCCUCUCCUACAUAAACCUCCACCUCCCGACCGUCCCAUGGUGGUCAUCAUCGAUGCUUUGGAUGAAUGUGACAAGGAAGUGUUCGAGUCCUUUGCCGAUAUUCUUCGGGAGGAAGUGCCCAAGCUACCAUCUUCCAUCAAAUUCUUUAUCACAUCGAGACAUACUGAUCUUGUUAGACGCUCCCUCUCACCCCAAUUUCCUAUCAGUCGUCUUGCUAUUGACCUUUCGGAUAACACAAAUGUGCAGGACUGUGCUACAUACAUACGUUUCGAGCUGCAAAAGCUGAAGAAUUGGCAUCCCGAUUUACGGCAUUAUCUUCAAGACGAGGAUAAAACAGUUCAGGAGAUCUUAGAACGUGCGAGUGGCUUGUUUAUUUGGAUCAGCACGAUCUUUCGCUACAUGAGGACAGCCAACAAGGAUCCGAUGAGGACGUUAGAGGGCUUGCUCAACACUGGCACGAAACGAUCAAAGGUCCCUGCCGAGGGAAUGAUGGACCGCUUAUAUACAAGCAUUCUGAAGAAGUGCGAUUGGGAGGAUGAAGAUUUUUCCCAUGACUACCCAAUCGUGAUGGGAGCAAUCUUUAUCGCACAGCGACCUCUGUCUAUCACAGCCUGGGAUGCAAUUUUGUCACCUUUCCUUAAGUCUCCCGUUCGAUAUUCGUUGGCUGAACUUGCCCCUCUACUCUCAGGAGUUGAGGAUUCUCACUUUCCAGUUCGCAUCUUGCACCAAUCUUUCCGCGACUUCAUUGUCGAUCGGAUCGUUCCCCUAUCAAUCAACCCUUGUUGCAUCCCAGUAGAUGUAGGGACGGAGAAUGCGAGAGUUGCCCUGCGAUGUAUCGAGAUUCUGAAUCAGGAUCUUUGCUCUGUGAAGGGCUUGGGACUGAUUGAAAACUUGCCCGAAAAAGGCGAGCUGCCGCUCAUUCCCUUGGAGGAGUCAUCCGAGCACUCUCAUUAUGCAUGUCGCUAUAUUGUCCAUCACCUCAGUGGAGUCCAGGAACCAUCACCGGAGCUUGAUGAAUCAGUUGGCGUGUUUCUCAGUGAGCAAGCAACUCGCUGGGUGGAAGCCUGCGUGAGAAUGGAGGGCUACAUUAACAUCUCGUUGCUCCCUGAGUGGGCCAAGUUGGCUGUUGGCCACAGGUCAAAAGGUGCUGUCCGCGUGCUGGCCAGCAUGCUUGUCCAGCUUGUACGGAAUUUGAAUUUUUUUUCAAGAUUCCAGGAGGCAUAUGAGGCGGCAACUGAUUCCGUUGCACUUUGCCGUUACCUUGUUUCUGUGGACUCAGGGUCCUACUCCCCGGAUUUGGCCACGUCACUCAACAAUCUAUAUUUAGCUCUUUCCAAACUCGGACGGCACUCAGAGGCACUCCCAUUCAUUGAAGAAAUUUGGCCAUGUCACUCAACAAUCUAUAUUUGCUCUUUCAAUCUCGGACGGCACUCGGAGGCACUCCCAUUCAUUGAAGAAAGUGUCAGACUCCGACGCCAGCUAGUUGCAGUUCAUCCGGGAUCAUACACCCCAGAUUUGGCUAUCUCACUCAACAAUCUACAUUCUGCUCUUUCCAAACUCGGACGGCACUCGGAGGCACUCCCAUUCAUCGAAGAAAGCAUUUGGCCAUGUCACUCAACAAUCUAUAUUUCUCUUUUCAAUCUCGGACGGCACUCGGAGGCACUCCCAUUCAUUGAAGAAAGUAUUUGGCCAUGUCACUCAACAAUCUAUAUUUGCUCUUUUCAACUCGGACGGCACUCGGAGGCACUCCCAUUCAUUGAAGAAAGUGUCAGACUCCGACGCCAGCUAGUUGCAGUUCAUCCGGGAUCAUACACCCCAGAUUUGGCUAUCUCACUCAACAAUCUAUAUUCUGCUCUUUCCAAACUCGGACGGCACUCGGAGGCACUCCCAUUCAUUGAAGAAAGUGUCAGACUCCGACGCCAGCUAGUCGCAGUUCAUCCGGGAUCAUACACCCCAGAUUUGGCCAUGUCACUCAACAAUCUAUAUUCUGCUCUUUCCGGACUCGGACGGCACUCGGAGGCACUCCCAUUCAUUGAAGAAAGUGUCAGACUCCAACGCCAGCUAGUUGCAGUUCAUCCGGGAUCAUACACCCCAGAUUUGGCCAUGUCACUCAACAAUCUAUAUUCUGCUCUUUUCAAUCUCGGACGGCACUCGGAGGCACUCCCAUUCAUUGAAGAAAGUGUCAGCCUCUACGCCAGCUGUUGCAGUUCAUCCGGGAUCAUACACCCCAAUUUGGCCACGUCACUCAACAAUCUAUAUUUUGCUCUUUCCAAACUCGGACGGCACUCGGAGGCACUCCCAUUCAUUGAAGAAAGUGUCAGACUCCGACGCCAGCUAGUUGCAGUUCAUCCGGGAUCAUACACCCCAGAUUUGGCCACGUCACUCAACAAUCUAUAUUUAGCUCUUUCCAACUCGGACGGCACUCGGAGGCACUCCCAUUCAUUGAAGAAAGUAUUUGGCCAUGUCACUCAACAAUCUAUAUUCUGCUCUUUCCGACUCGGACGGCACUCGGAGGCACUCCCAUUCAUCGAAGAAAGUGUCAGACUCCAACGCCAGCUAGUCACAGUUCAUCCGGGAUCAUACACCCCAAAUUUGGCCACGUCACUCAACAAUCUAUAUUUUGCUCUUUCCAAACUCGGACGGCACUCGGAGGCACUCCCAUUCAUUGAAGAAAGCGUGAAACUCAGGCGCCAGCUGGUUGAAAUCAACCCAGGAGCGUACACCCCACAACUGGCCAAUUCACUCAGGAAUCUUCGCAACGCUCUUUCGAGUCUCGGACGUCAUUCCGAGGCACAGAUGGUUCACAGUUGA